This is a messenger RNA of Trichoplax adhaerens, 1686 nucleotides long. RefSeq lists its product as uncharacterized. The transcript has a single exon. The record is from RefSeq and is a predicted model, not a curated record. Gene Ontology annotation, molecular function: protein binding. Bases 1 to 1686 code for a protein of 561 amino acids. NCBI's taxonomy places the organism in Eukaryota, Metazoa, Placozoa, Uniplacotomia, Trichoplacea, Trichoplacidae.
AUGGCUAAGAUGGAAGAUAGGAUUGCUCAUGAUGGUUUUUCGUUGGAUUUAUUAAAGCAUCAGUUUGAAGCAUUAAGGCAAAUGAGAUGUAAACAAGAAUUAUGCGAUGUGACCGUGAUUGUUAACCACACCCAUACCAUUUAUGCUCAUCGGGUACUUUUAGCAGCCUAUAGCUCUUAUUUCUUCGCUAUGUUUAAUACUGAUAUGGUAGAAAGUCGAUUAGGUGUUCUACACAUUGAUGAUAUCCAGCCUAAUCUUAUGGAUCAAUUGAUCGAUCUAGCUUAUGGUAUAGACUUACAUAUUGACGAUGAUAAUGUUGCAGACAUGCUAUCAGCAUGUCAUCGAUUACAAAUUUCAACUGGUAUUAAUCGAUGCUGUGAUUACUUGAUACUAUCAUUGCAUCCAUCAAAUUGCUUAGGUAUAUUGAAAUUUGCUCGUAUUAAUCAAUGCCAAAUUGUUAUCGAUGCUGCUAGUAAGUAUUGUUGGCAUCAUUUUACGGCUAUAUGUGAUGAAGAAGAAUUUACUUUGUUGUCAUUGGAUGAAGUACAAGAGUACUUCAGCAAUGAUCACCUCCACGUCAAGGAAGAAGCAGAAGUUUUACGAUCCGCUGUUAUAUGGUUAUUGCAUGAUUGGCAACAACGCCAUCCAUCGUUAUCGGCUGUUAUGGAUUGUAUACGAUUUUCCUAUAUAAGUAAGGAAGAGAUUGUUUCUAUUGCGCGUAAAAAUUGCCCUGCGGAUAUCUUUCAAUGCAUUGCUGAUUACUUAAGUGAUAAAUCGAAUCGCAAGAAACGGAAACCUGGACAACGUCAUUAUUCAUCUGCUGUCUUCAUUAUCGGUAGUACUAGUCUAGCCAAUUGCUGUCGACGAUAUAAUAUUUGUAGUCGUACAUGGGUUAAGAUGCCAAGCUUGGUUGAAAAGAAAUUGAACACCUUAGUUGGUGAUAUAGAUGGCAAGUUAUAUGCCAUUAGUAGUACACCUGCCAGUGAUGAGAUAACAGAAAUAGGCCAAAAUUUGGAAUGUUAUGAUCCUAAUCAAGAAUCAUGGACAAUAAUAUCUGCCUUACCCUCUUGUCGAUGGCAAUUUAGUAUGGCAUGUAUUGACGAUAGGAUCUGUUUUAUUGGUGGGUACAAUUUUAAAAAUGGCUUCUCUCAUUUGGCUACUGUCGAUUGCUAUCAUCCUAAGCUAAAUCAGUGGACAAAAUUACCUGAUCUACCUGAGAAACGACGUGGAAGCUGCACUGCUUUCUUACAAGGUAUACUUUACGUCAUUGGUGGACAUGAUGGUACGCGUAUCUUAAGUAGCUGUGAAUGCUACGAUAUGACACAACAAUGUUGGCUACAUAUAAAUGAUAUGAAAGUUCCACGCGAAAGUCAUAAAGCGAUCGUUAUUAAUAAGAAAAUCUAUGUUAUUGGUGGCAUCUCUAAAAGUGGUUAUACUAAAUGUGUUGAAUGUUAUGAUCCAGUGACAAAUAGUUGGCAAUGUUGUGCUAAUGCACCUGUGAUUUAUCCGCGCCAACAAGUAGUUUCUCUCAAUAAUCGAUUAUAUUUAUUAAAUAGCGAUACAGAAUCCCCUGUUUUAUGCUAUAAUACGAUGGAAGAUAAAUGGUAUAAAAGCCGAUGGCCGAAAUUUGCUGAGGGUUAUAACGGUGGUACCGCUAUCUCUUGUGCAUCGGUUGAUGGCCUGUAA